Molecule: messenger RNA, 1671 nt
Organism: Dermatophagoides pteronyssinus (European house dust mite)
Lineage: Eukaryota; Metazoa; Arthropoda; Arachnida; Sarcoptiformes; Pyroglyphidae
Source: RefSeq, a predicted model, not a curated record
AUCUUCAAAAAAUCAGGUUAAAUUUAAAAAAAUGUUCAUAAAAGCAUUGUUGGUUGUAUUGGUGUCCGUUUCCGCUUAUGCUAAACCGAAUGGUUAUGGCUUUGCUGAUUCAAUCUAUGGUGGUCUUUCCCAUUAUCCAUCAUACAGUUAUGGUGUGAAAGAUCAUGUUGUCCAUCAUCAUACUGAACAAAAAGUUAUCCAACCAGUUGUUCAUCCACAACCGUACUAUCAACCAAUCGUUAAAAGUGUACCAGCUCCGUAUCCAGUACAUGUUCCAUAUCCGGUUGCUCAACCUUAUCCAGUUAUUAAAAAAGUUCCAGCUCCAUAUCCAGUCGUAAAAGAAACCAUACGACCUUAUCCACAACCAGUACCAGUUCCAGUUACCAAAGAAGUUUAUCGUGAUGUUGUUCAAAAAGUUCCGGUCCCACAACCAUAUCCAGUUCAUGUAUCAGUUCCAGUUCCACAACCUUAUGAAGUUAUUAAAAAAGUUCCACAACCAUAUGAAGUAAUCAAAAAAGUUCCACAACCAUACGAAGUUAUCAAAGAAGUUGUCAAACAUGUUCCAGUUAUCAAAGAAGUUGUCCGUCAUCAACCAUACCCUGUACACCAACCAUACGAAGUUGUUAAAGAAGUUAGAGUACCAGUCGAAGUUGUCAAAGAAGUUCCAGUACCUGUUGAACAUAUUCGACAUGUUCCCGUUCCUAUUGCUAAGCCAGUAGAAGUGUUGAAACAUGUUGAAGUUUUACAGGAAAGAGUAAACAAAAUUAUUCGCGAUCAACCAUAUGAAGUUCCAAUUGUUAAGAAAUAUGCCGCUCCAGUUCCACUGGUUGUAAGUUUGUCGGUUAUUGCUUCAUGCAAACCGGCUCCAUACGGAAUGGCCGCUCCAUAUGGUUUUGGUGUACAUGGCGCUAUGCCAUACAUAGGUAAUUCGUACAAUACUUAUAGCCAAAAAAUUGUCCAAGUUCCAGUUGCUCAACCAUAUCCAGUUCCAGUUGUUAAGACUGUUGCACAACCGGUUCCAUAUAAAGUUCCAGUUCCGCAACCUUAUCCAGUUCCAGUUGUUAAAACUGUUGCUGAACCAACUCCAUACAUUCAACAAGUUUAUAAAGAUGUACCAUACCCACAACCAUAUCCAGUUGUAAACCAUGUUUACAGAGAUGUUAUCCGAAAAGUUCCAUAUGGUGUUCCACAACCAUACACCGUCAAAGUUCCAGUUCCACAACCUUACCCAGUUGAACGAAUUGUACCAGUUCCACAACCAAUCGAAAAACUCGUUCCAGCACCGUAUCCAGUUGAACGAAUCGUCGUCAAAGAAGUUCCAGUCGAACAGAUUGUAGAAAGAAUCGUCAAAGUUCCACAACCAGUUCCAGUUCCUGUUGAAAAAAUUGUCAAAGUACCAUAUGAAGUUAUUCGAACUGUUGAAAAACCUUAUCCAGUCGAACGAGUUGUCAAAGUUCCACAACCUUUUGCAGUACCGGUUGAACGAAUCGUACCAGUUGUCAAAGAAGUUGUUCGUGAUGUUUAUAUUGAUCGACCAGUUCCAGUUCCAACGGUUAAAAAAAUUAUCGAACCUUAUCCAGUUUAUCAACAAAAAGUUUUGGACUAUAAAUCAUCUUAAGUGUAUUGAUUUAAAUACUGCCGUACAAAAUAUUGUACAACAGAUGAAAUCAA